Perkinsus marinus ATCC 50983 is the source of this 810-nucleotide messenger RNA. RefSeq lists its product as hypothetical. Lineage: Eukaryota; Perkinsozoa; Perkinsida; Perkinsidae. The coding region runs from base 1 to 810 and encodes 269 amino acids. The transcript has 8 exons. Gene Ontology annotation, molecular function: Hsp70 protein binding. The record is from RefSeq and is a predicted model, not a curated record.
AUGCCUGCUGAACACACCUACUAUUACAACAUUCUGCAUGUGCCUAGGAAUGCAUCACAGAUGGAGAUAAAGAAAGCCUAUAAGAAGCAAGCGUUGAAGUGGCAUCCUGAUAAGAACCCUGCUGCUAGUCGUGAGACUGCUGAGAAGAUGUUCAAGGAGGUAGCUGAGGCUUAUGGGGUCCUCAGUGACCCAGAGAAGAAGCGCAUAUACGAUGUAUACGGCAAGAGGGGUCUGGAGAGGGGUGCUGGCUCUACUACAUCAACUGCCUCGGCGAGGGGUCAUGGAGGAUACCAUCAUUUCGAUAUGAAUGAUGCCUUCUCGGUCUUCGAACACUUCUUCGGUAGUCGCGAUCCCUGGGAGCAGUUUGAGGAUAUGGUCAAUGGCAAUCUACAGAGAACGAUGAGUUUUGGAAGGAGCGGUAGUGCAAUGGGAAUGUCUGCCUUCAAUGAUCCCUUCUUCUCACAAGCAUUCGGUGGUCGAAGCUCCUCACGGAGGACCAACUUUGCUAAUUUCGGGAGCAGUGUCAGCUCUGACAGCUUUGCUAGGUCUACCACUUGGAAUGCAGGUGGAAAUAUGAGCUCCGGGAUGAGCCAAAGUACAUCCACUACUACUCGAUCUGUGAACGGCCAUACUGUGACUAUCACUGAGAAACAAAUACGCCAUCCCGACGGCAGAAUUCACAGGUCAGUCACAGAGAAACGAUACGAUCCGCGUACAGGGCAGACUCAAGAGCGUUCGAUCGAUGAUACAGGUGACAUGUCUAGAGGGUCACAGAGGUCUACUGUUAACAAGCGCUUGGCCUAUGCAUGA